AUGAUUAACAAAAUAAAAUCUAAUAAAUUACCUUCCCACAUUUAAUUUGAUACAGUUUCUCCUGCAACAAAGCUUUUAGAAAAAAGGAGAAAAAUGUAUGAAGUGAACGAGGCUUUUGAAUCAUAGAAAGAAGAAUUUAAAAAAAAAGAAGCUAUAUUUAAAAAGUAGGAAGAUUAAAUAAGAGAUAGGGAUUUAGAAGUUUAAGCAAACCUAAUUAACUUUUGCAAAUUAUUAUAAGAAAACGAAGCAAAGAAGAAUAGAGCAGAAAAAAGAUUAUAGGACGAAUUAAAGUCUAAAUAGUUGAAAGAAGAAGAAAUAAAAGAGUAUAAAGCCUAAUGUAAUGAUUUAUAAGAAUUUUAAGAUAUGGUGGAUAAAAAAAUAACAAAAUUAAAAAAAUAUGAAGAAUAUUUAGAUAAUGUAAUAAAAACUGAAGAUUAAUAUUAAGAUGUAAAAGAAAUACUAAUAUUAUAUAAUAAAUUAACUGUUAGUUAUAAUGAGUUGAAUAAAAAACAUAAAGCUAUGGAACAUUAAUAUGAAAUUCUUAAAUAAGAAUCAAAUUAAUUUGAAAAAGAAAGAAAUUAAGAAAUUUUGCAACUUAAUAAUGAUAUAAAGGAAUAAACGAAAAAAUUAGAAGAAAAGGUUAAUGAAAGAAAUUAAAUUUAACAUUUAGUUGAAGAAUAAAAUAAAUACUCUUCAAUUCAAAAUUUAACUUUAGGAAGAAUUUUAAUGGCAAUCGAUAAUUAAUAUGAUAGAAGUAGAGAAGAUAAGAAAAAGCUUAAAAAUGAAUAUUUAGAUUAUUUUUAAGAUAGUAAUGAUAAUAAGGAAAAUAGAAGGUCUGAAAAAGAUAAAAAAAAGAAUAAAAAAGAAAAUAAAAAGGAUUAAGAUGAAUAAUAAGAAAAAGAAUAAGAUGAUUAUAAUUAAAAAACUAAAAUUGCAAUGGCAAAGUUAAAAUACGUUAAUAAUUAAAUUAAAUACUUUAAAUAAAUAUUAGAUAUGAUGAAAAAAGAUAAUGAUAAACCAAAACAAGGCAAAUUAAAUAAUUGA
Molecule: messenger RNA, 1044 nt
Organism: Ichthyophthirius multifiliis
Lineage: Eukaryota; Ciliophora; Oligohymenophorea; Hymenostomatida
Exons: 4
Source: RefSeq, a predicted model, not a curated record